GAUUUAUUUUUAUUUUUAUAUGGAAAUAUAAAGUAUUAAAUAUUAAUAUUGUUAUCAUUAUUUGCAACAUUUGAUAUCUCUUGUACACGAAUACACUCUUUAUCUCAUUUCAAUUAAAAAUAUCGUUGUCUACUAUUAUUAUUUUAAUUGAAAUCAUGUUUCGUGAUUGGCUAGCCUCCAUCUACUUAAAUGAAAUUCUUUCCUUUUAAUUUUUCAACUGUAAUUGCAAUCUUAAUCUAGAAGCAAUAUAUCCACAUACAAGAAGAUAAUCCUGGGUUCAAUUCCCAUUGCUGGCGUGGUCGGAUCGGAUCGCCGCCUUUUCGACAAAAUGCCUGUUCGCAGUCAAGACUGACGCACUAGUAGAGUUCGACACAGUCGUUCAUUUAUAAAAAUGCAGCUGAAAUCGGAAAUAAAUUAGAACGUCGUGACUGAGAUAACCAAGACAAUAACACCACAAAAGUAUAAAAAGUAUAAAAUAGCACUGCCAGAUCAAAAAAUUGCAAAAGGUAAGCAUUUCGCCAAUCGGUAUUGGUUUGUCAACAAAAGGAGGGAACUGUGGUGUAUUGUCAUUGAUUAUUAGGUGUAUUACUUAAUUUAAAGCGUGUCCACCGGUUCUGCCUUCAUGCUGCCAGCUUUUGCAUCAUGAAGUAGCGAUUCUAGGCAUGAAAGCUGUCUAAGCCUUUACCCCGCAAUCCCCGAUCCUAAUUUAGAGCGUAAUAAAUUUACGAGUGCCCCACACAAUAAAGCGUCCGGAAAUAAAAAGAAGCCGAAGUGGGAAAGAAGCAAGUUCAUUGAAAAAAAGUAACCCAUAACUAGCAACUCGCACUUUGGUCCCCAACGCGGUUCGAGUUAGUUUUUUGUUUUAUCGGCAUUUGAUUGGCCUGACAGAGCCACUUUUAUUUACUUCUUGCGUCUUGUUAUUAACCUUUUCUGCGCGACGCUGUCCUGUUGAAUUCAGCGCCUCAUUUGUCUUGCACCCGGACGUGAUUAAUUUAUGUGGUGCAAGAGAUUUCAAAUUUCUUCAGUAGUUUUAUUUGAGUCACUGCUUGGUGGCAACGCGCCUUUCGUUGUUGAUGUGCCGCUACUUUUAGUGCAUCAGACGACAAGCUCCCCACUAACUACACAUAUACAUAUACUAUGUGUAUGAGUGUUUAUGAAAUACCUAAAAAUAUCGGAAAUAGUUAUUUGAAACGCUGCAAUUUGUUUUCGAAUUCUGUGCGCUUGAUAUAUUUCGACAUACUACAUUUUGUGUGGUAGUGUCGACUGCGUGCACAAACAGCCUUGGUUUGAGGAGAGCAUAAUUUUUAAAUCAGAAUUUCGCAUUCGGUUUGGUAUUAAACUAAAUUAUAUUUUUAUUAUAAAUUUUCUUUUGGAAUAUUAGUAGAAUUUCUAAUAAAAUUAUACUCCUUCGGGCCUUUAAUACAAAUAGUAUAUCAGCAAGUUUUUAACAGUAGAUUAUUGGCACGCAAUCACACAUGCAACAUAAAAGCUAACAGCAGUACACAUAUUUAAUUUCACGCACUCAUGAACAAUGCAAACAAAUGGCAACUCAGCAGUCGCGUCGGAGACCAUGGUGGCCACAACACUCGCUUAGUGUACGCAGAAAUUCUUCGCCCGACCAUCGAACCGGCAAAGUAACAUCAGAGCUCCAAACAAUGCCGCAGUCCCCAAAGCGCAUCUACGCCUGGGUGGGCUGCUGGUCGCUUCUUGGCCAAUUCCCCAAUAGACUGCCGCGAUCCAAAUGGACGUUGGUGCAUCCGCUACCGAUACUGAUAUAAAAGCAACUCGAAGAUGUUCAGCAACUUUCAGUUUCUGUCAAAAACGCUUGGAACCACCACGUUGUGCGCGUUUGUGGUACUUGAAAAAAAUAACCGGGUACACAAAUUGUGGCCAAAGUAAACAAGAACGCCAAGUAACAUUCAACAAAGGAAGUAAAAAGCAGAAUUUGGGCAGCCCAACAACGGGUUUUUUUCGUUGAUUUCAAUUAUUUGCCGCCGUGUAUGCAUGUGUGUGUUUGCAAGAGGGAGCCGAAAACCGAGAAACGGCAUGAAGAUCACGCUUCCCGUGCUCGUCGCCACGCUUACAAUUUAUUGCGGUGCAACGGUUUUAUCUUUGCCACCAUCGCUUAUCGCCACAGCGGCAUCCUUAGCACGACACCAUGUUCGCCAAACACGAGACAGUCGAGGAAGCGCUACCAUAACAGCUGAUGCCAGCACGAUUCACUUACCACAGCAGCAUACUUAUGCUGUUGUAAAUCCGCAGCCGCUUCAAUGGCAGGCGGUGCGCCCGAAGAAGGAUGCAACCGGCUUUCGUUUAGACGGCGGCAAUCUUGCCACAAAUGGCUACACUGGCACAAACACCAACAGCGAUGAUAUUCUGGGCCUUUCCAGCGUGGAUAACAACAACAAUGCUGGUAUUAAAUUGACGCACCCCUUCAAGGUUAGCGGCAAUCUGGCAGAUGGUAAGGAUGCAUACAAUCUAAAUGCGCUGUUGGCAGGUGCCGCUGAAAGCUUGAAAUGGAAAAGUGAGAAUGCGCAACAAACCCACCGACGACAGCAACAACAACCACGAUCAGCCCAAUGGUGGCAUAUACAAGCACCGCGUAUACGCGCCAUGCAGAUGAAGGAAUUCUUUACGCCGCUCAAGUACUGGGCGCACCAUUGCCAGCCGCCCGAACACAACUGUCCGCAGGAGUACUACCGAGCGCUGCUCGCUGACAGAAGCCGAGCAGCCGCCGCAGAAGCUAAACUAAUGGAUGACUUCACCGCCAACGACGGUGAGGAAGUAAAGGUGAAACAACCUACCACCAGCGCGAGCGCUGCCAACGAAGAUGAUGAUGUCAACGUGAAUGCGCAUGCAUUCGCCCAAAACGAUGGCGGCGGCGGCAUCUAUGAUUCUAUGGACAACAUUAAUGAUGACGGCGCGGUAGAUAAUGUCUACAGCGAUGCUGAUGCCGUUGCUGAGAUGUCCUAUGAUGAAGAUGAAGGCAACAAUGCCAGCAAUGACAUUUUAAUGCUGCUCAGCGGCGAACAAGAUGUCAUGAAAUUUCUGAGUUGGGCCAUGCAGCAGCUUUAUCCAUAUCAGCAUUUUCCACAGCUGAACGGUAGUGAGGGUGCGGAAUACUACUACCCAGGCAUGUUCAAUUGGAAGAAAUUGAAUUUAUCGGGACACCUCGAACCGCCUUUGGUGGUGGAGGAGCCUCACUAUGUGAUUGUGCGGCGCGAGCAGUUGGAAGACGACUUGCCACCAGGCAUACGUAUCGAAGACCGCAAACCGAAGCAGCGCAGUGCGCUCUUUCAGAGUAUUUUCAAUCUCAAUCACGGCCCACAGUACAAAGAUGAUCCAUUCAUACCGCCGCGUGGCCGCAAACAUAAUUUACCCGAUCUGGAUGCAUUGUUGAAUCGCUACGAGACAUUUGUGCCAAAUCGCGGCAAGCGCGACAAAAUCAAAGACAUUUUCAAGUAUGACGAUCUAUUUUUUCCGAACCGCGGCAAAAAGCAGGGGCCGCCAAAGGCUGCAACUGUGGUGCAAAGCGGUGACGACAGAGAGAAUGAGGUGAAUACGGUUGAGAUCGCGCCUGAAGACAAUGUUGACGGCGGUGGUCAGACUGAUGGGAGAAGAGGGUUGCUGUUACGCGAUCAAGUUGAUAGGAGCGAUGACAGCAACCUGACAGUGUCGCCUGCCGCAGUUGCUAUCAGUCGUCUGCUGGCUGGAUGGAUGAAAUGCCUGCAACCGCAUGAGCUAUGUGUGCCGCUGAAAAGAGUGGUCGAUGUCACGAGGGAUGGCAAUGCUUCUGGAACGCAGAGAAGUGGCUUUGAGAAAAACAAUGAUGACAACAGCAACAAUUAUAGUGACACAAUUGACAGCGAUAUUGCAGUUGCUGAUGGCUACAACAGUGGCAAUGGUGGACGGCCUGACAGAGUUGCGCGUUUUCGCCGCGUGCCAACUACAUUCGGUGGCAUAACACGAAUAGCGGCAAAUCGUUUGCGCUCAAUGCCAACAACAAUAAAAUCAGCAGAACGCCAGCAAAACAAAAGUCCAACCAGACGGCAAGGGCGCUUACCACACCAACAACCAGCAAUGCUACGGUACUUCAUUCGACAAUUACGGCAGAAACAAGCCCAGCGCCGCGGUAGCUGGCAAUGGCCGCUGCUAGCGAAUCAAGUGCGAACUAACAUUAACGAUUUAGAUCUGUUGACAUGGCGACAGCAACAACAAGAUAACAUGAAUAAACCUUUGACGGCAGAACACUUACCAUUGCAACAAGAGCAAAUAGAACAACCAAAGGGGCAACAAACCGAACACCAUCACCUGCAACAUUUGUUUGGCGGUGUUAGCGGUAUCACCGCAGGGCGCAGCUCUCCAGAGACGGCAGAUAUUGGCGGCAUAUAAAGUUUAAUGUUGCCACUGGUGGCUCCAUUGUUCUUACUCAUUCUCCUUGGCACUCUUGCAAUAAUCGAAAUCUACUGCAAAAAAUACCAUUAAUACGUUUACAAAUGACAAAUUACUGAAAACCGACAGAGUUGAAAAUAAGUAAAAGCGUCAGAAGACAAAAUGAACCGUUCGUCAGAACUAAAUAUGAAAUUUAUCAACGCAUUGUAUUCAUAUGUAAAAGCAUUCACUGCAUAUGCUCCCCACACAUAUGUAUGUAUAUCGACAUAUUGUAUGA
Bactrocera dorsalis (oriental fruit fly) is the source of this 4669-nucleotide messenger RNA. RefSeq lists its product as uncharacterized. The record is from RefSeq and is a predicted model, not a curated record. NCBI's taxonomy places the organism in Eukaryota, Metazoa, Arthropoda, Insecta, Diptera, Tephritidae. Bases 2005 to 4392 code for a protein of 795 amino acids. The transcript has 4 exons.